Alternaria burnsii is the source of this 3327-nucleotide messenger RNA. RefSeq lists its product as uncharacterized. The record is from RefSeq and is a predicted model, not a curated record. Gene Ontology annotation, molecular function: oxidoreductase activity, acting on the CH-OH group of donors, NAD or NADP as acceptor; protein binding. Bases 1 to 3327 code for a protein of 1108 amino acids. NCBI's taxonomy places the organism in Eukaryota, Fungi, Ascomycota, Dothideomycetes, Pleosporales, Pleosporaceae. The transcript is spliced from 10 exons.
AUGAAAGUGUUGGCAUCGUUGCUCAGCCCUCUGAAACGCAAAGUCUUUCCGUUGACUGCAUUUGCCGAGACAAAAUCGUUACACUACGCAAAGAAUAUUUUCUCAAGAUCCAGGAUAGUUGUUGACAAGCAACUUGCUUCUGUUGCUGAAUGCAAGCUCCAUGAAAUCGCUGCCGAUCAUGCUAGCAUCGGCUUCUUGGACCACCCCACUUACAAGAUAGUAUCGAAGGUGAUUAGAAGCGCUAUUGACUCCAGGCCGACCACGAAUGUGGCAAUCCUAAACGCGCCGCUUGCCAGCUUGACUAUUCAGGGGCCAACGAACAAACCACAUGUCCAACGAGCUCGACGAGCGAAUGUCGAAGUCAAAUGUCAUCACAUACCUUAUCCCGAGAACGAGUUCUUCCAGGGACGCACAAACACGCUUCAGGUCAUGAAGGAGCGUUUGAUCGAUUCGCCUGGAACAAAGUCGACCCGCGCAUUUGCUUUGUGGGGUCCUCCUGGUCAAGGCAAGACGCAAACUGCUUUACACUUCGUGUUUGAGCAUAGGCACGAAUUUGCGUACAUAUUUUGGGUACAGGCGGAUGCUGGUGAUAAACUGGAGCAGGGUCUCCAGGACUGCGCAGUCGCGGCGAAGCUCCGAAAAGCCGACACGGAUGUCACGGCAGGUGCACGGGAACUGAUGGCCCAUCUUGACCGGACUGGUAAGCUUCACGGCAUCUUCUUGUUGGCUAGCUAUACUGAAUUUAAGCCAGACGAAAGAUGGCUGCUUGUUUAUGACAAUGCGGUGAGCCCGCUGUUGAUCAACGAUUGGUGGCCACACAGUGAGUCUGGCGCAAUAUUGAUAACAGCGCGCAAGCAAGUAUUCGGGACCAGCACGGUCGCGAACGCUGGUCUCGAACUGGACAAGCUCUCCAAUGACGAUGGGAUAGAGAUGAUACUUGGUCAGAUACAAGAACACGCACGAAGAGUCCCUGAUCCACGGCAACAGGCUCAAAAGAUAGUAGAGCGUGUUUCCGGCCUAGCGCUCGGCAUUCAGGCCGCAAUUGGGUUGAUCAACGAUUCUGACUUCACGCUUGAACAGUACAACAAAAAAUACACCGAUCGCCACAAGUUUCUUCUGCAUGCUGGCAAGCAUCAAUCCCACCGUAACUGGGCACCAUAUCCACAAGGUUUGUUCGAGACUUUGACUGAUACUAUACAAAACGUCGGCACGGAGGCUCGAGACCUGCUAGAGAUUUUCUCUCUACUUGAUCCUGAUUAUAUUCAACUCAGACUCCUGGAGGCUGCGCUGGAGUCUGAUGGAUUGAAAGAUCUCAGUCACAUCAAGGACAGCGAUAACUAUAUGCCUAGUCUCUAUAACGGGAUCAUAGCAAGAAACGUCGAGGACGAUGGGCAAAGACUGCCUAGCUUUCACAUACAUCGACUGCUCCAGGAUUGCGUUCAACUCAACUCCAGAGUGAAAUCAUUGCAGCGACCUUUUGAAGAUGCAAUCGCUAUGGUGUUGGCAGCUAUGGGCUCAACCAAGUUUGAGAUAUCCCACCAGAUGGCUCCACUUCAACUCAAAGAGUACUUGCCUCAUGUACAGGCAUUACACAACUUCUACCAAACAAAGCCCCUUGACGACACGUCUCCAAGUAUUAAACCGACUCUGAACUUUGUCAAGUUGCUGCGGAAAUGCGCAUCACUGUGCUACAAACGAGGAAAACUCAGCAAUGGGCUUGCACUUGUAGAAACUGGCCAUGACAUACUUGGGGAGGAUCCCGGCCAAGCCUCAGUCCCUGGUGAGUGGGGUGACAAGAUAAUCGAGUCCAUGCGACUGCAUCAUCAACACGCGUGUAUUUGGUCGGAGGUAGGUAACUUUGAGCUCUCAUUGGAGCACUGGAAGGCUGCAGAAGCACACUACACAGAGCUCACGAAGGCUGGAAACGCCGAAGUGACAAACGAAGACAUCGAACAAUAUUUAGGUGGGAUCGCAAAUUCACAAAAUGGCUUGGGGAGGCACAAGGAGGCUAUUGCAUCUUACUUUGAAUGCUUCAAGUAUGCACCAAAAGACGAUAUCGAUUCCCCUUACGAGGUCAACAUUUGUCGUACUAGAUGGGCAGAUGGGCAGUUCAAGGAAGCCGCUGAACGGCUGUGCAAGCUGAUUGAGCUUCGCGAACAAGCUGUUGGCCAAAAGGAUGAUGUUAGGAACUUCGUUAUGGGUAGCAUGCUCUACGUCCUUGGUAAUGUUCGCAUCUCUCAGAAUCUGCUGGGCGAAGCAUACUCGCUCCACGAGAGAGCUCUCGGCUGUUGGCGAAAGACAUAUGGUGAAGAGCAUCAUAAGACGGGCGAUGCAUGGCAUAAGAAAGGCUGGCACGAGGCGCGGCUUGGUAGUUUCGAUGUCGCAAAACAAGCUCUCCAAAAUGCUUUAAGGGUAUAUGAGACCGGCUCUGAUAGGACGUUUCGCUCUGGUGAAGUUGCAAGAUCGAGUUUCAAACUUUCGGAGGUGCUUGAAAAGCUGGGAGAGGCCGAUGAAGCAGAAAAGUAUCGUGCGAAGGCGCUCGAGCUUCGGCGACUACUUGUCGGACAUGCCUUGCAGAAUCCGUGUGAGGAGGAUUUUGAGAAGCUCGUCAGCCUUAUCGCACUCCAACUGGUUCGAAAACCUAAUCAAACUGGUAAUAUCUCAGGUGCGAAUCGUGGUAUUGGCCUAGGGUUGGCAAGAGAAUUUCGGGACCAAGGUUGGGUUGUUCAUGGCUCAGUCCGACCACAAACGCGUAACGAUCCAUCAAUCUUUGAACUUGAGAGUAUCGCAAUCAAAAUCCUCGAGAUUGACUAUCUUGAGGAGCGCACGAUCGUCUCAGCAGCAACGCAGUACGGCGAACAUACCCCACUUCAUUGCCUCGUAAACUGCGCGGGUAAAUGCGUUAGCGGUGCGCCCUUGACGUGGCAAGACAACGAUGCUGAGACCUUUUCACGGUUUUUCUCGACGAUGGUUGUGGGACCAGUUCUGGUAACAAAGCACUUUGAGCGCAAUCUGAUCCUUGGUGAACAUGCGAAAGUGGCAUUGACUGGACUAGAAAAUGACACGGGAAGCAAGAUCGCCUAUAAGGUUGCCAAAGCAGGACUGAAUCAAGCAUCACGAACGCUUGCAAUGGAUUUCAAGGAAAGAGGCGUCGGUAUAACAGCUAUUACCGUUGAUCCUGGGGUAGUUGCGACGCGGUUAAAUGGCUGGAAGAACAAGGUGGAUCUUCGAGAUUCCGUACGCGGGAUUUAUACAGUGACGAACCAGAUCAAACCAGAGAGUACGGGAUCUUUUUGGAGCUGGAAUGGUAUCAACAUUCCGUACUGA